CUUCAGUCCACAUCUGACAGAACUUGCCACUGUGCCUGCAACCUUGUCUGAGAGGAAGUAAGGACUGGUGUGAGGAGGGAGCUGCUAGCCCUUCUCUGAGGAUGGACACUUCUCACACUACAAAGUCCUGUGUGCUCAUUCUUCUUGUGGCCCUACUGUGUGCAGAAAGAGCUCAGGGACUGCAGUGCUACGAGUGCUAUGGAGUGCCAAUUGAGACUUCCUGCCCAGCAGUUACCUGCCGCGCCUCUGAUGGAUUCUGCAUUGCUCAAAACAUAGAAUUGAUUGAGGGGUCUCACUCUAACCUCAGGAUAGACUACAAGUCCCCAUGUAGCCCAGUUUGGGAUUGAACUCAUAAAAAUGCUCCUGCCUCGGUCUUCCAAGUUCUAGGAUUGCAAGUCUGACUUCAACAUGCCUUACAGACAACUCUGGGACAUCCAGGCCUAGUGGCAUGUUGCCCAGAUAUGGGGAUGCUCUGUGGCCCCUGCAUAAGAAGUGAGUCACUCCCUGAUUUCUUGCAGACUCUCAAAGAAGGAAACUAAAGACCCGUCAGUGCCUUUCUUUCUGCCCUGCUGGUGUGCCAAUCAGGGAUCCUAACAUCAGGGAGAGGACUUCCUGUUGCAGCGAAGACCUCUGCAAUGCAGCAGUUCCCACUGCAGGUAGCACCUGGACCAUGGCAGGGGUGCUUCUGUUCAGCCUGAGCUCAGUCGUCCUGCAGACCUUGCUCUGAUGGUCCUUCCAAUGACCCCCACCCUUUUCCUUUUAUCUUCAUGUGCAACCACUCUUUCCUGGAGUCCUCUAGUGACAAAUUAUAUGUUAUAGAAGGUCCAAUGUGGGGAUAGUGUGUGGAACACCCUGUUUCACCUUUAUAGCCCCUGCUGGGUAAGUGCCCGACUCCUCUCUAGGGCUUUCAAAUCUGUACUUCUUGCAAUGCCAUUUAGUUGUGGAUUUCUAUUCUUGGCCCUGGAGGCAUGUGGCCAGCACAUGCAACAGGCAGUAUUCCAAGGUAUUAUAGUAUCACCAUCCACACAUAAGUAUCUGGGGUCCUGCAGGGUUCCCAUGUAUGCCUGUCAAUGACCCCUGUUGAGUCCAAUAAAAGCUUUGUUCUCCCAGCCAAAA
Molecule: messenger RNA, 1116 nt
Organism: Mus musculus (house mouse)
Lineage: Eukaryota; Metazoa; Chordata; Mammalia; Rodentia; Muridae
Gene: Ly6c1
Product: lymphocyte antigen 6 family member C1
Exons: 4
Coding region: 102-347 (81 amino acids)
Cellular component (GO): plasma membrane; synapse
Source: RefSeq, marked validated